GCUUCUGAAACACCAGCUUAACAUUCCAGGACUAGAGAAUAAUUGGAAUCUAACCAUUUCAGCCCCAGGAUAUCACUUCGAGUUCUCCAUGGAAAUGUCCUAGGCUCAACCACCUUGAACCUCUUCAUCAAUGGCCUUCAUUUAUCAUAAGGGGUAAAGUUAAGAGCCAAUUCUACUAUCAAUAUGACAACAAAUUGGUCCUUUUUGGUCUUUUUUGGCGUGAAAGUGACAACAGAGUUUCCCUGGAGCUAAUAUUGGGCUACUGGCACUAUUUUUCGUAUUGAGAUAAUUUGUGAUACCAGUAACAUUUUUAAGUCUGAGGCCACAAUGAAGCUGAAACAACGUGUCGUUCUGCUAGCUAUCCUCCUUGUUAUUUUCAUUUUUACAAAGGUGUUCCUGAUUGACAACUCAGAUUCCUCUGCAGCUAACCGAGAAGAUCAGCAUUCUUUUCAACGUAUGAUGGAUAAACUCAAGAUUGAACUGAAUCCAAAUUUGGAGCAUACGCUGCAAUCGCCAUGGGAGAUAGCAGCACAGUGGGUUGUUCCCAGGGAGGUAUAUCCAGAAGAUACUCCAGAGCUUGGAGCCAUUCUACAUGCCAUGGCCACCAAAAAGAUCAUUAAGGCUGAUGUGGGUUAUAAAGGAACCCAACUAAAGGCUCUACUUGUUCUUGAAGGUGGACAGAAGGUUGUGUUCAAACCUAAAAGGUACAGCAGAAGUUAUGUCGUGGAAGGGGAACCAUAUGCUGGUUAUGACAGACACAAUGCUGAAGUAUCUGCUUUUCAUCUGGAUAGAAUCUUGGGAUUACGCCGGGCUCCAGUGGUUGUUGGGAGAUAUGUGAACUUGUACACUGAGAUAAAACCAGUUGCUUCUGAGCAGCUUCUGAGCACCUUCCUCACACAGGGUAACAAUAGCUGCUUCUAUGGAAAAUGUUAUUACUGCAGAGAAUCAGAACCAGCCUGUGCUGAUGGGCACAUUAUGGAAGGAUCUGUGAUACUGUGGCUACCAGACAUCUGGCCAUUACAAAAACAUAGACACCCAUGGGGCAGAACCUACAGAGAGGGAAAGCUAGCCAGGUGGGAGUAUGAUGAGAGUUAUUGUGAUGCAGUAAAGAAGACCCCUCCCUAUGAUUCCGGCCCCCGUCUUCUGGAUAUAAUAGAUACAGCGAUUUUUGAUUACUUGAUUGGCAAUGCAGACCGUCAUCACUACGAAAGCUUUCAGGAUGAUGGUGGAGCAAGCAUGUUAAUAUUGUUGGACAAUGCAAAGAGUUUUGGGAAUCCAAGUUUAGAUGAACGAAGUAUCCUCGCAGCUGUUUAUCAAUGUUGCAUUAUUAGAGUGUCCACCUGGAAUAGGUUAAACUACCUAAAGAAUGGAGUUCUGAGUACUGCUAUGCGGACUGCCAUGUCACAUGAUCCCAUAAACCCAGUUUUGACAGAUGCACAUUUGGACGCCAUGGACCGAAGGCUGAUGGCUGUCAUAGCAACUAUCAAGCAGUGCAUUGAGCAAUUUGGGACAGACAGUGUGCUGGUGGAAGACAGAAUGAAACUAACUCACUUGAAAUAAGACAUUUGAACUGGAAAUCAAAUAAUACUGCUGUUCUGCAUAUGUCAAAUAUAGACUGUUGUAAACAAUGCACAGUAUGGAAUACAAACUGAAGGAAUUUUAAGAAAAUGUUUCUAUUCCCUUCAGGGAUAUAAAUUAUUUGGAAAGGUAGGCUUGUGCCUAGGAGAGUGAUGAAAUAUCAGUUGGUCCAGUUGAAUUCUGCAUUUGAUGCAGGUGAUCAUAAAUGGAGGCAAUAAAAUUGCUUUCUGAUUAAACGCUUUCACUUGAUCUUUAUUGUAACUGUAGGUAUGUUUUUCACCAUUCACAUUUUGUCAAAGAAGGUCAACUUGUUUUAAGCAUCCCAAAGAAAGGUGGUAAAUCUCUGCUAACUCUGAUAGCUGUUACCUUCCGCUUGCUGAAGGUUAAGUACAUUUUUUUGAUCUUUACAUUGCCAAAUAAUAAAAUCUAGGAUAUCCUGCAGCUAUAUUUAGUUUACAUGCCUGCCUCAGUUACAUAAAUGAUAUUAUAUGGACAAAUUACAAAACCCACUAAUGUAGGUCCUGACUUACUGUAUUCCCAUUAGAAAUUGGAAAUGUAGAAAAAAAUGCCUAUACAGCACAGUAAUGACAUUACUGCAAUGCAGAUUAAAUGGAAGGAGGCAAGAAUCUGAAAACAAAACUGUCCUCAAUUUCUGUAAAUUCAAAAUGUAUUAUAUAUUGUUUAAACUGCAACAUAAUUGUAGUUAAACUACAGAACGUAUUAUUUAUUUUCUUACUUUGACUAUUGAGAAUUUAAAACUGUCUAAUUGCAGGGCUGAAGGUAAAGGUACUUUUUUUUUGUAAUAAUAGUGCUCAAUAAAACUUAUCCUAUUAUUACGUGCAAAUGGUGAACUUCAAACGAUAAUUCAUAUUAAGUGUUGCAAUGUUCAUUUCACAGCCAAUUUGAAUCUUGAUGCCAAACAGGCAUUCAUUCUAAACCAUAGCUAGAACAUCAGUUCUCAGCCAAACCUUUGAGCAUUGUGUGGUUGUGGGGAAGUGAGAUAUAGCUGGUUACUAUACAACAAUAAAGCAUGGGACCAACUGAACGGUUAACGUUUCACGGUUGAGACUGUUCUGAAGAGCUUGGGUUUGAAAGUGUUGUAAACUUGUCCGUUUUUUGCUGUUUUGAAUGUUUUGUUUUUAAAAUGGAACUUGCUUAAAGGUAACAGACCAAUUGAUUAGGUGUUGGGAUUGUUAGCUUUAUACUGUGCCAAGUUUGAUCUGUCGGUUUACUAUUUGAUACUGUGUACACUAAACAUGCUUGUGGGAGACCCCAACCUAGCAGUGGAACUUCCAAAUCUGAUGGGCACUGGUACUUCUCUACCCCUUCCACUUCUGAUCCACCAGAUUUGGUUGGAUGUUUACAAUGAUUCUUGCAAAGCAGGAAGGCUUGAACUGUUUAAAUCACUGAUUCAAACUUUAGCAAUGGAAAUCUUUUUUAAAAUAUAAAAUAAUAGUGGUAUGUAAAUAAUUAUAAAUUAUUUGUUUGGAGUAGACUUGAGCUAUUGCUUACUGUAACUAUUAUAAAUGGAAGAUUACUCCAUAUUUUAGUGGAGAAGAUGGCUGGUGCUGUAGUUCACAUUCUCUGGUAAUCUACCAUUAUUUGGAAAAUAAUGUUCUGAUCACCACCAAUGCAAAUAAAUGAUUUAAGCAAUAUGUAGGAUAACACCUUCUAUUUUAAUAAUAAAAAAAAUUAAAGCACAGCUUCAAAAAAUUUGCGUUUUAUCAGUGCAUUAGAAAAUUUUAAGUCUCUAUUAAAGGCCAGUCGUCAAUAA
This is a messenger RNA of Chiloscyllium plagiosum (whitespotted bambooshark), 3352 nucleotides long. The record is from RefSeq and is a predicted model, not a curated record. NCBI's taxonomy places the organism in Eukaryota, Metazoa, Chordata, Chondrichthyes, Orectolobiformes, Hemiscylliidae.